Magallana angulata is the source of this 4434-nucleotide messenger RNA. Its product is annotated as E3 ubiquitin-protein ligase RNF168-like. Bases 95 to 2629 code for a protein of 844 amino acids. Gene Ontology annotation, molecular function: ubiquitin-protein transferase activity; nucleosome binding; metal ion binding. Gene Ontology annotation, biological process: double-strand break repair. Gene Ontology annotation, cellular component: site of double-strand break; nucleus. The record is from RefSeq and is a predicted model, not a curated record. The transcript is spliced from 5 exons. NCBI's taxonomy places the organism in Eukaryota, Metazoa, Mollusca, Bivalvia, Ostreida, Ostreidae.
UCUAAAUUUGGUAUCGCGCCAGCCGCCUUCAAAAUUAUGGAUCACCAACGUUGCUAUUUGUUGUUUUAUCGUCGCCACCAAUUCAACUGACAGAAUGACUUUGUCGGUAGAGGACUGCAUGUGCCCGAUAUGCAUGUGCAUCAUGGUAGAGCCGGUGACCAUGCCGUGUAAACACACCCUCUGUUACCCCUGUUUCAAGCAGAACGUUGAGGAGGCCAGCCUGGCCUGCCCCAUGUGUCGCGUUCGGAUCUCUGUGUGGGCCCGACGCUCCUCAAAAAAUGGAACCCUGGUCAACAAGAAACUCUGGACGCAGAUUCAGCAACUUUUUCCGGAAAAAGUGGAAAAGCGACAGAAAGGGCUAGACGACAGCAUAGAGGAGCCAGUGUUUCAGCCAGUGAUCAGCAUUGCACAGCCAGGAGAAAUUCGCAAAGAGUAUGAAGAACAGUUAAAACGGCUUGAGGCCCAGAGAGAGGAGGAGCGCAGAAAGGAACAGGAAGCCAGCGAGGCCCUGAUCAGGCAACUGGAAGAGGAGGAGGCCCGGAGGAGGGAACUCGAAAACAGGGACAGGGAACUAGCCAAGGAGAUCAGUCAAGAGGUCAACCAGAGUGCUGGAGGUGAUGACUCGGUGUGUGUGGUUGGUGAGGAGAGGCGACACACAGACAGACAGACGCGUAGUGUGUCCUCCACCUCCUCCUGUAGUGCCUCCAGUAGCCGACCCCCCUCCACCAUCGACUCCAUGCUCCGAAAAAUGAGGGAGGCUGAAAAACUCAAAGCGGCCGAUGAGGUCAACAGGAAGGCUAUGUCACCGUACCCGUACGCAUGUGUCAGCCCGACAGAGAAAUCAACAAGACAGCUAAAAACUAAGGACGGUGAGACAUCACCUUUUUGUUAUACCCCAACAGAAAAAUCUGCCUUGCAGAACAAAGGGAGAGAACUUGUGUCGAGGAGUCUGUCUUCUGCUGGGUUGUCUUCACGCAGCUGUACCAGUGGAAGCGGAAUGGAGGAUGUGGAAAUCGAUGAGGAUCUUCCAUCAAAGUAUGUGUCCCUUGGUCUUCCUUCAUUAGAGACAACCAUUGAAAACAUAGAUGAGCGGAGUGAUGGUGAAAUGUUUGAUAAAGACUCGGUGGAGGUCGUCGAAAGAUGCCUUAGCUCAGACAGUGUGGACAGCAUCAGUCACGAAAUCAGUCACUUUCGACCAAUCAGGGCCUGUCCUCUGACUCCGCCCCGCAAACUUGCAAGCGGGAAAAUUGUGGAGACCCCCCUGAUCCGCACCACCCCAAGAAAUCUGAACAAGACUGAGUUUGGAUCCCCCGUGAGAACUCUAUCAGACCUUGAUGCUUCUAGUCCAAUUAUGCAGAGAAGGCUGUCGGAGUUGGAGGAAGAAAGGAAGUCCAUUGUGAACAAGUUGUCCAAAUCCACUUGCACAGACGCAAAAAACAGCAAAAAAUCCAAAACAAUGACAGGAAGUUGUGAUUUAGAUGAGAAGUCGACUGAAAAGAAUCAGAAAGGAGAUCAUCAUUUAACUGCUGUGAUUGAUCUAGAAAAAGAUAAUGAAGUAAAGGAAAACCAAGAUUCCAUACCGAGCAAGACCAGAAAGAACACAGUGGGUCAAGAGAAAUUGGAAGGGAACAAAUACCAACUGAAGAAACUUGUGAUUCCAUUGGAGCCCACGUUUGACGAGGACGAUUUUGACAUUCCACCCAUGAAGGAGAACAAUCCAAAAAGCAUCAACAGUGAUUCUUUUGGGAUGCUGAGAAAUCAAUCCCCAGUGUUAACAAAAACCAAGAGUCCAAGUGUGCCGAAAAAAUCUAGAAAAGUUUCAGGGAGAACAAAGCCAAGCUUUGGAAGCCCUCAAAGAACUAUCACAGACUGGAUUAAGAGGUCCCAGGAUUGUACCGGACAGAACGUCUUUCAUAUUGAGGCUAAUUGUCGAGACGAUGUGGAUGGUGCACCAGCUCAUAAAACAUUGCAUGGAGAACCAGUUAAGGUUUCACAGUCCAAAGACGGCCCAGCAAAGAGAGGGAAGAAAGAACAGAAGAUUGUGAAAUCAUAUCCGAAGCGAGUGAGAAAACCGUACAACCCUGAUCCCAUGUGGACAAGUGCAUCUCACAGUGGACAAGACGUUGGGGUGGAUGAGUGUUCAAGAGACAGUAUCAACGUGAGUGAUGUUAUUGACGAGGAGAAGGAGGAGUUAAGCCUCACUUUAAAAUCAAAAUCCAAAAAGAGAACAGCUUCAUCAGUAAGCGAUGAGAAAUCCAAAAAGAGAAGGAAACUGACAGACAAGCCCACAGCUAGUUCCAAACUGAAGCUGCCCUCAGCCAAAUCUAAACUUAAGACUGUACAACAUUCACGAGGGAAAAACUCCCUCUUUAAUUUCUGUACUGACUCAAACUUGAAGCGUGUUAAAGAGGCGAUAGAAAAUAACCAAUGUAUGCAGGAAGAUGCCGAUUUUAGAGUGAGUGAUGAGAGUGGCGUGGAUAAAAUGACCCAGGAAAUGUUAGACCGGAAACUGGCUGAAGAACUAGCCAAGCAAUAUGAGAUGGAGGUUAAAACUGGGUUCUGCUUUUUCAAACUGAAGGGGACAUCAGAGGAAUACAAUUUCAGAAGGAAACCAAAGCUAUCCAUAUGAGCCCCUGUUAUUUUUCUGACUAUGUAAACACACAAGUUUGCUUUCUUUUAAGGUGUCUUUGAAUUAAUGGUAGACCCGCUCAGAAUGACAAUGAUCGUAAUAUGAAGUUUGAAUUAAAUAUUUCAUGAAAUUAUGGGGGAGGGGUUAAUAAAUGCUGUAACUAGGGCAACAGUAAAUAAUGUUCAAUGCAAGUGGAAUUGCAAUUUACAUUGCUUAUGCAAAAAUGUCUCCAUUGCUUGAUAUAUAUACAUUCAUGCAACUUGCUUUCUUGAUAUGUAUGCUCGAUGCUUAGUUUACACCCCAAAUAUCUUGAUGAUGUCACAGUACUCCAUAUAUUUUUAAAUAUUCCUCAACCCUUAUCCUUCCCCAACAAAAUUCUGCAUGCAUCUGGAUAAUUAAACAUUUAUACGAUUGAUCCUCUGAAAGUCAGUUAUAAGAAGGGUAGGCAUAAAUUAUCAUUGCAACUGAGAACAGAAAUUCUGUUUCUUCUUUUAGAAAAUGGCGGAUAGUAAAUUAUUUACAUUUUUUAUUUUAUUUUUUACAAUUAAUUUAUUGUUAAUCAGUUCAUUUACAAAUACAGCGCAUAGAUUUUAUACUGUCUGAUUAUCUACAACAAUUUAGUUCUGUAAAUAGUGCAAUUAGCUUUGAUUUCAUAUUUUUCAAAUACAUUGAUGAAAUGUUACAUUUGACAAUUAUUGUAUGUACCUGUAUUGUUAGUAUUGCUUGUAAAUAUUUACGUGAUUUACUUGGUUAUGAAAUGGGCAUUUUUCCACAAACAAAAUGAAUUAUUAAUUAAUUGAUAAUAAGCUGUGAUUUUCAUUGUGUAGAAAAUUAUAGUCAGUCCUAACAGAAUUUAAAGGCAUAACUUUUAUUUUUAAACAGAGUAUGAAAUUGAAAUAAUGUUUUACAAUUAAGGCAUGAAACCUAAUUUUGGAUACUUCUUCCAUGCAGAGAGAGGGGGGGGGGGGGGGAUUUAUGCCUAUUUUAAGUAUAUGUAACAUUUGAUAAAUGAUAAAAAAAAAAUUAUAAUGACUUACAUGUACAAGUUGAUUUUGUAAAACAGGCUGUGUUUCUAUGUCUCCACUUCAAUGUACGUGUAUCAUAUACAUAUAGCUUCCCUGUAUCUGUUCCAUAUUUCACCCUUGUUUUCAUCAUUUUGAGUUGAAGAUAUUGCUGUCACACUGAGAAACCAUUUUUUGAAAGAAAGUAAUUACAGAAGAAACUGCUCAUGAAUUUGCUUUUAAUUCUUACAUUUUUUACAUCACAUUUACCUAAUAAUUCACCAUGGUAUUGCAAUAAUUUUACUCUGUGAAUUUAUUCCCUAUUAUUUUUUGUUGAGCAAUAAUUAUUGUUUACAAUACGGUGUUAAUAUUCCACUGAGGUGUUACUUACUUUGUUUCUGAGGUCAGAAAGACAGUUCCAGAGUUUAUGUGCCGUAUGCUCCAUGGAAAGGAAGAUGGGGGGGGGGGGGGGCUGGGUAUGUCUGUGCCAAGGAAAAAAUUCAGGGGAUGGAGUUUGUCAAUCAAAGAAUUGAAAUUUCAAGAAUUAAUGAUAUUUUGACAGAUGUUUGGGGGGGGGGGGGGGGGGGGGUUAUUGUUGUCUAGAACGCUUUCCUCUAUUCCAUAUCCAAACAUUUGUGGUGCAAACUUCAAUGAUGAGGAAUAUGUACAGACAGACUGUUCCGAGGCCAUUCCCGUGUUCUUGUUAAAGAGUCGUACUGUUGACAUGUAUUAUACAUACUGUACAGGUGUAUUGUUAUGCUUUUUAUUCGAUUGUUGGCAAAUAAAUUAAGGCAAAUGAUGAAA